AUGGAGGGAGGGUACCGUGGGACUAAUGACUCUGAACUCAGACGAAGUGUAUCAAAUGAUCGAACAAGCAGUGCCACUUCUUCAUUAAGGAGGCGUUCUUUAAGUUUAUCAGGUGCUCAGCCUUCCCAAAUAGAUGAUGACAUUGAAAGUGAGCGUGUUUCAGAGGCAGGAGAUAUAGGGGAUCGGGCUCUUCACAGCAACAGGCACAGUGAGAGUGGCAGCAUCCGCUUGUUGCCUUCAGAGGAUAUUCAACUGCAAUCCUAUGGGUUCUGGUGUCGUGAUCCGGUUACAACCACUGCAAUAUCCCCUGUCUCACCCUUGCCAGAGGAAAUCAUAUCUCCUCUUUCCACUGAUGCAGUCGUAUGCCAUGAGGACAAAAAGCAAGAAACUACAACAAAGUUGCCAAAAUUGUUGGAAUAUGGUUCAUGUAUGACUCAUUUAGCCGUUUUUGGCAUUCUUGGGGUGUUAACGAGAUAUCUGCUGCAAAAGUUGUUUGGCCCUGGAGUUGUUGGUGUAACAAGCAACCAAACCAUUCUCUACCUCGACCUUCCUUCUAAUAUGGUUGGUUCUUUCUUGAUGGGGUGGUUUGGUGUUGUUUUCAAAGGAGAUAUUUCAUAUGUGUCAGAUCAUUUGGCCAUUGGAUUAACAACCGGUUACUUGGGAAGCCUUACAACUUUCAGUGGGUGGAACCAGAAAAUGCUUGAACUCAGUGUUGAAGGCCAUUGGGUUUUUGUUCUGCUGGGUUUCUUAAUAGGUCUGUUUCUUGCGGCCUACUCCAUCAUUGUUGGGGUAGAGACAGCUAAGGGUUUUAGGCAGCUUCUUGAAAGGAGUUCAGGAUGUGGUAUAACUAGUUCUGGCACAAGCUGGAGGGUUGACAGCCACAAGCGUCACUUGGUAGUUUUAGCUGUGUUUUUGCUGAUGCUAGUUUCUCUAUGGAGUGUAAGUGGAGUAUUGCUAAGGGAGGAGUUUAGCAGUGACAGCAGUGAGGCGCAACUAUGGUUGGCUUGCAUAGUUGGACCUCUAGGUGUGUGGAUCAGGUGGUUCUUAGCCAGGCUUAAUGGACGUGGAUUAGGCAGGAUGGGGUUGCUGAAAUGGUUUCCAUUUGGUACUCUAAUUGCCAAUGUUUCUGCAGCUUGUGUCAUGGCAGCUCUGUCUACUGUGAAGAAAGAGGUGGAUACUAAGACGUGUGAUAUUGUUGCAACAGGCAUACAAUUUGGAUUGCUGGGCUGCCUGAGUACCGUUUCUACCUUCAUUGCUGAGUUCAAUGCAAUGAGAGAAAGCAAAUACCCCUGGAGAGCAUACACAUAUGCCAUGGUUACGAUAUGUACCUCGUUUGGUUUGGGGACCCUGAUAUAUUCUGUACCUGUUUGGACAAAGGGAUACAAGUAG
Molecule: messenger RNA, 1389 nt
Organism: Prunus armeniaca (apricot)
Lineage: Eukaryota; Viridiplantae; Streptophyta; Magnoliopsida; Rosales; Rosaceae
Source: the annotation of a GenBank genome assembly